AUGCAAGUAUUAAUUAUCUCAUCUAGCAAAAUACUUGGCAUAUAUAAAGAUGUAUUUAACAAUGAUAUCUUUGAAUCAAUUUCUGAUUAUACAUAUGCUAAAAACAACUCUGCGAAGCUUGUACGCUUUAGUGCAGAGUUACUAAAAGAAGUAAUAUCAAAGCCAGAAUUAAAAAUCAAAACUUGGCAUGUUAUGCCUAGACCAAGCAAUAACAUGCUGUUUGUGCCGCUAAGCGGUGCUCAUGCAAUGCAUGGUGUCCUCGAGAGAUGUUUCAACGCUGGCCUAAAAAUUUCCCAACAAGUAUAUACUGAGGAGUAUAGCUUUGAAGAGAGAAGGUUGUGUGCUUUACUAACAGUAGCAGUUACACAGUAUAUUCCGGCAUUGAUGGGACCAACAAGCUUUGAGGACCACUACGGAGACGUUGUUUGGAAAAACCACUUGUGGGAAACACUGUUCAACUUGGACCACAUACAGAAGAAGAGAAGCAGCGCCAGCCAAGGAAGCCAACCAUGUGCCAGGUUGAAUUACGGAUGGAAAACCGAUGGGCACAUAGUGAUAAUUUUGUUCAUAAAGAAAGCCAUAGAACAAAUUCCGCAAGACGACAGCGAAAUGAACUUUAUGAAAAGAAAGGUUAAUCUAACCAUCUGGCGUAAAGGACUAUAUCCUUUGAAGAAAGAGCCUACGGGCAUCAUGCUGAACGAUAGAAUAAUUGGCCAGAACCCAGGCCUUAGAGACAUAUUUGCUGCGACGGAUUGCUCAGCUUCUGAAAUUGUAGAUAAGGAUACAGUUAAAGAAAAAACUACAAAGUUCAGCAAUGCCGAAUACAAGAUGCGCUCGGGCUUUGAGUGUGAGAUUCCUACAGUGGGCUCUGUCAAUAGUAAUGAACUCCUGAAGUACUUGAGGGUGAUCGGUAGAAACCGAGAAAAGAUUUUUGAUUUUAUGAAAGGUUAUCGUCAUCGUGAGACGAAGGCAUACCUUGUUCAGAAUAGAAAAGCCACAGACAACCAUAUGUGUGAUCUCGUAUUAGGUCAAACUGCCGCUGGUGCUCCUUACACCCUUGCCCACAGAACAAGCUCAAAGAAACGAAGAAAAGCAAAGAAUAUGUUCAAAAAGGCAAGCGGAAUAGUUGCAAAAGAAACAAAGCGAACAGUAAUCGCUUAUGGUGAUGCAAGCUUGACUGGAACAAAAGCAGGGUAUACCCUCAUCCCUGUGAAGAAGGUUCAAAGGGCAUUGGCCCAGAGGGCAUUAGUAAUUCCUGUUGAUGAGUUCAGGACAAGUGUGAAUUGUUCAAAAUGCCACCGACGUCUCGAGAACAAAUAUGAAAGACAAAAGCUUGUUUGCAAUCACAAGAAAAAGAAAGUUCGUCUGAGAGGAGAAAAAAAAAUGCUUCUCUACGAUGUUUGGACGAUGACAAGAGGAUUGUUUGUCGUACAUCGGAGUGCCCACAAAGAGAACCCAGCAGUAAGCUAUCCUCCGGUCAUGUAUCAGUUGAAGCAUUGUCACUUGUGCCCAGCUGUAAAUGACCGUGAUAUCGUAUGGCAAAGGGAUGUAAAUGCUGCUUUGAAUAUUCGCUCUAUCCUGAUGUCUUAUAUAGAGUCAAACUAUAGCAUUUUAUCAAGACAUCCCUCUUUAAAAAGAGAACCAACCUCUGGUGGUUAUCAAGCUACUUCACAGCCACUUUGA
Rhizopus microsporus ATCC 52813 is the source of this 1683-nucleotide messenger RNA. RefSeq lists its product as uncharacterized. The coding region runs from base 1 to 1683 and encodes 560 amino acids. The transcript is spliced from 13 exons. Lineage: Eukaryota; Fungi; Mucoromycota; Mucoromycetes; Mucorales; Rhizopodaceae. The record is from RefSeq and is a predicted model, not a curated record.